Kuraishia capsulata CBS 1993 is the source of this 168-nucleotide messenger RNA. RefSeq lists its product as uncharacterized. The record is from RefSeq and is a predicted model, not a curated record. NCBI's taxonomy places the organism in Eukaryota, Fungi, Ascomycota, Pichiomycetes, Pichiales, Pichiaceae. Gene Ontology annotation, cellular component: membrane. The coding region runs from base 1 to 168 and encodes 55 amino acids. The transcript is spliced from 2 exons.
AUGGACGCCUCUAAGAUCAUCGCUGUCAUCAUUGCCCUUCUCUUGCCUCCUCUUGCUGUUUUUAUGGAACGCGGUGCCGGCAGAGACCUGUUGAUCAACAUCAUUCUGUGUAUUUUUGUUUGGUUCCCUGGUAUGCUGCAUGCCCUCUACGUCGUAUGUGCCCUUUAG